AUAAUCAUUGAAAAAUGUUGUUGCCAACAUAAGAAUACUAAUGAUUUCGAUUUAAACGAUUUUUUUUCUGAAAGAAUAACUAAAAAACCUUUUAUCCAAAAUAGAAACGUUUCAAAACGAUUUUUAAUCUAUGCAAAAAAUGGCUACUGACAACGGCGGUAUAACCAUAACCUAACAAUUUUUGUUUUGUGUUGUGAUUUCGUGAAAAAUAGUGAAUUAAAACUAUAAUAAGUGAAUAAAUGUUAGUAAAUUGUGUUUAAAAUAAGUAAAUAAUCAUGGCUGACGCGGCUGCUAGACAGUUGCAAUAUGAAUACAAAGCCAACUCAAACUUGGUGUUACAAGCUGACGUACGCCUUAUAGAGCGUCGUGGUCGUGAUGAGGCUACAGGCGAGGUGUUGUCCCUGUCAGGGAAGCUUGGUGGCACUCGUAUGGGAGACAGGGCUCAGCGCACGAAGCCUGACAAGACUGAGGAACGAAAAGUCAAGAGACAGAAAAGAGACGAAGCAUCCUAUGAGUUAUCAAAAUCUAAAACAUCCCGGGUAGCAUGGGCUGAUGACACUCCUGGAGUCCUGUACAGACCAAGAGCACAACACACAAGGCAUGCCUACGAAAUGCUCCUAACGUUCAUGCAGAGUGCUCUCGGAGACCAGCCGAGGGAUAUUCUAUGCGGAGCAUGUGAUGAGGUACUGGUUGUGCUCAAGAAUGAUAAGUUGAAGGAUCCGGAGAAAAAGAAGGAGAUUGAAAUGCUGCUCGGACCUGUCGCCGAUGAGAGAUUUGCUUUGCUUGUUAAUUUGGGCAAGAAAAUAACAGACUUCAACAUCAGUUCCUCAGCGGAGGGCAACAGUGAGAUAGAUGAGACUUACGGCAUCAACGUGCAAUUCGAGGAGUCCUCCGAGGAAGAUGAUGAGGAUGCUUACGGAGAGGUUCGUGAGGAGGACAAAGAGGAUGGUGAGGGUUCAGAGAAUGAGAAGGAGAAGGACAGCAGUGCUGACGAGGACAGCGAUGCAGAGGGCAAGAGGAACGCUAUACAUGCUAACCUAACCGAAGAGCAAUCACAAAAGAGAAGGGACGCGACACUCCACCCAAUGGAUAUAGAUGCCUACUGGCUCCAGCGUCGCCUAUCCCGUCACUUCCCAGACGCGAUGGUAUCCCAGGCGAAGUCGUCCGAAGUCCUCACGGCUUUGGGAGAGGCGGCCGAUGAUAGGGACCUGGAGAAUAGGCUCGUUUUGCUAUUGGGAUAUGACUGUUUUGAAUUCGUGAAGCUUUUAAAUAAGUAUCGGUAUACAGUUCUAUACUGCACGAAGCUAGCGUCGUCUCAGUCGGAGAGCGAGCGCGCCGCCAUCAGGGAGGAGAUGUCCAAACAACCACAUCUACAGAAGAUACUAGCCCAGCUGGAGACUGGGAAGGGGGAUGACGAGACAUCACAGCAAUCAUCCGAAGCGCCCAGAAAGCGUCAUAAAUCAGACCCUGAGUCGACCUCCUCCACGGGUCAGGUGACGGGGAACCGGAAAGUGUUACAGCUGGAAGAGCUGAUGUUUGCAGCUGGAGCUCACUUCAUGGCCAACAAACGGUGCCAGUUGCCACCUGGAUCCUUCAGGAAGCAGAGGAAAGGUUACGAAGAAGUCCACGUCCCAGCGUUGAAGCCCAAGCCAUUUGAUGAAGGAGAAACCCUCAUACCGAUAGAGAAGCUCCCAAAAUAUGCACAGCCAGCCUUCGAGGGGUUCAAGACCUUGAACAGGAUACAGAGUCGAAUCUGCAAAUCAGCUCUGGAAACGGAUGAAAAUCUCCUAGUCUGUGCCCCGACAGGUGCGGGCAAGACCAAUGUAGCUUUACUUUGUCUGCUCAGAGAAUUGGGCAAACAUGUCAACGAUGAUGGAUCAGUCAACGUUCACGACUUCAAGAUGAUCUAUGUGGCUCCUAUGCGAUCACUUGUGCAGGAAAUGGUCGGUAACUUCAGCAAGCGCCUGUCAGCGUACAAUCUCCGUGUUUCGGAGCUGACCGGGGAUCACCAGCUCACUCGGGAGCAGAUUGACGCCACACAGCUCAUUGUUUGCACGCCUGAGAAGUGGGAUAUUAUUACUAGAAAAGGUGGCGAGCGUUCUUUCACAAACUUGGUGCGCCUGAUCAUCAUCGACGAGGUCCACCUUCUCCACGACGAGCGAGGCCCCGUACUGGAGGCACUCGUCGCCAGGACGCUGAGGACCGUCGAGCAGACUCAGGAGGAGGUUCGUCUAGUUGGUCUAUCAGCGACGCUGCCGAACUACACCGACGUGGCCGCCUUCCUACGCGUCAAGCCGGACCAGGGACUCUUCUAUUUUGACAACUCAUUCAGGCCCGUAGCCCUAGAACAGCAAUACAUAGGUGUGACUGAAAAGAAGGCGCUGAAGCGAUUCCAGGUCAUGAACGAUAUAGUGUACGAGAAGACCAUGGAACAUGCUGGCAGGAAUCAGAUCCUAGUGUUUGUCCACUCCCGUAAGGAGACAGGGAAGACUGCGCGCGCUAUCAGAGACAUGUGUCUGGAGAAGGAUACGCUGGGACAGUUCCUGAGGGAAGGCUCGGCAAGUAUGGAAGUGCUCCGUACAGAGGCGGAGCAGGUAAAGAACCCGGAACUACGCGAGCUGCUGCCGUACGGGUUUGCUAUACAUCACGCCGGGAUGACCAGGGUCGACAGGACACUCGUCGAAGAUCUGUUCGCCGAUAGACAUAUACAGGUGCUGGUGUCGACGGCGACGCUGGCGUGGGGCGUGAACCUGCCGGCGCACACCGUCAUCGUGAAGGGCACGCAGGUCUACUCCCCCGAGCGGGGCCGCUGGGCGGAGCUGGGCGCCCUCGACGUACUGCAGAUGCUGGGCAGGGCCGGCAGGCCUCAGUACGACACCAAGGGAGAGGGUAUCCUGAUCACGAACCACUCGGAGCUGCAGUACUACCUGUCCCUGCUGAACCAGCAGCUGCCGAUAGAGUCGCAGCUGGUCAGCAAGCUGCCCGACAUGUUGAACGCGGAGGUCGUGCUGGGCUCCGUGCAGAGCGUGCGGGACGCCGUCACUUGGCUCGGCUACACAUACCUCUACAUCAGAAUGCUGCGUCAGCCGGCGUUGUACGGCAUCUCGCAGGAGAAGUUCCAGGAGGACUCUCUGCUCGAACUACACAGAGCUGACCUCAUACACACUGCGGCUAGCUUGUUGGAUAAAGCGGGCCUGAUUCGUUACGAGCGCAAAUCCGGUCACUUCCAACCGACGGAGUUGGGUCGCAUAGCGUCCCAUUUCUACUGCACUUAUGAAACGAUGCAAUGUUAUUCACAGCUUUUGAAGCCCACGCUUGGUGAAAUCGAACUGUUCAGAGUAUUUUCUUUGUCGGCUGAGUUUAAACAUAUAGCCGUGAGAGAGGAAGAAAAACUUGAGCUUUGCAAGCUCAUGGAGAGGGUACCAAUCCCAAUAAAAGAGAGUAUAGAGGAGCCUUCAGCUAAGAUCAACGUCUUGCUCCAAGCGUAUAUAUCGCAGCUGAAGUUGGAAGGUUUUGCUCUCAUGGCGGACAUGGUGUACGUCACCCAGUCCGCUUGUCGACUGUUGAGGGCUAUAUUCGAAAUUGUGCUGCAUCGAGGCUGGGCCCAGCUGGUGGACAAGACGCUAGCUCUCUGCAAGAUGGUGGACAGACGAAUGUGGCAGUCCAUGUCCCCGCUACGACAGUUCAGGAAGAUGCCGGAAGAAGUAAUAAAAAAAUUAGAAAAGAAAAAUUUCCCGUGGGAGAAGCUGUACGAACUGGGUCCCAAUGAAAUAGGCGAGCUCGUUCGAGCGCCAAAGUUAGGCAAAAUGAUCCAUAAAUACGUACAUCAGUUCCCUAAAUUGGAGCUGGCGACGCAUAUACAGCCCAUCACCAGGUCCACGUUGAGGGUCGAACUCACCAUCACGCCCGACUUCCACUGGGACGAAAAGAUUCACGGCCAAUCAGAAGCCUUCUGGAUCCUCGUAGAAGAUGUGGACUCAGAAGUAGUACUCCACCACGAGUACUUCCUACUCAAGGAGAAAUACUGCAAAGACGAGCACCAUGUCAAGUUGUUCGUGCCGGUAUUCGAACCCCUUCCCCCACAGUACUUCUUGAGGGUCGUCUCCGAUAGAUGGAUAGCAGCAGAGACCCAGCUUCCAGUGUCAUUCCGUCACCUCAUCCUCCCUGAGAAGAAUCUCCCUCCGACCGAGUUGCUGGACUUGCAGCCGCUCCCAAUAUCGGCACUAAGGAACCCCAAGUUCGAGGAGUUGUAUAAUGAAACAUUCCCGCAGUUCAAUCCGGUGCAAACUCAAGUAUUCAACGCAGUCUACAAUUCAGACGAGAACGUGUUCGUCGGCGCCCCAGCCGGCGCUGGCAAGUCAGUAGUGGCCGAGUUGGCACUACUUCGUCUACUGGCCACUAACCCGUCGGGAAGAGCCGUGUAUCUCUUACCCAAGGACGCACUUGCUGACAUCGUGUUCGCUGAUUGUUAUCAUAAAUUUGGAACUAGGUUUAAUGUUAAAGUAAGGAAAUUUGUAAUUGUACUACCUAGUCUACGGCUUGUUGCGGAGAACCUAACGGGUUACCGGGGCUCCGGCUCGACGUGCAGGAGUAGGAACGGGGUGGUUUUUACUCAAUGGAAGGUCCGUAAGAGCGUCCAGAGCGUGUCCCUGUUCAUAGUGGACGCGCUCCAACUGCUGGGCGGGGAGGAGGGCCCGGUACUAGAGGUCGUCUGCUCCAGGAUGCGGUAUAUAUCCUCGCAGAUUGGUCGUCAAAUCCGUAUGGUAGCGCUGUCGCUCCCCCUGGCGGACGCGCGCGACGUGGCGCAGUGGUUGGGCUGCUCCGCCAACACUACCUUCAACUUCCAUCCCAGCGUCAGACCACUGCCUCUACAGCUGCAUAUUCAGGGCUUCAACAUCUCGCACGCGGGCUCGCGCCUGGCCGCCAUGACGAAGCCCAUCUACCACGCGGUGGUCCGGCACGCGGGGCGGCGGCCGGCGGCCGUGUUCGUGCCGUCGCGGCGCGCGGCGCGCCUGCUGGCCGCCGACCUGCUGGCGCUGGCCGCCGCGCACGCCGCGCCCGCCGCCUUCCUGCGCGCGCGCCCCGACAUGCUGCAGCCCUUCCUCAAGAGGGUCAACGACAAGAUGCUCCGCGAGACCCUGGCCGCCGGCGUGGCCUACCUGCACGAGGGCGUGGAGCCGGCCGACCGGCGCCUGGUGCAGCAGCUGCUGGAGUCGGGCGCGGUGUCGCUGUGCGUGGUGGCCGCCGAGCUGGCCUGGGGGCUGGCCGCGCACGUCCACACCGUCAUCAUCGCCGACACCCACGUCUACAACGGCAAGCUGCACGCGUACGAGCAGUACCCGGUGACGACGGUGCUGCAGAUGAUCGGCCGCGCCUGCAGGCCGCUGGACGACGAGCACGCCGUCGUCGUGCUCAUGUGUGUCGCGCACCACAAGACAUUCUUCACCAAGCUGCUCAACGACUGCCUGCCGCUCGAGGUCCCUGAGAAAUCGUCUUAA
This is a messenger RNA of Spodoptera litura, 5498 nucleotides long. NCBI's taxonomy places the organism in Eukaryota, Metazoa, Arthropoda, Insecta, Lepidoptera, Noctuidae. The record is from RefSeq and is a predicted model, not a curated record.